CAAGGCAGUCAUUGAUGUAAUUGUCAGUUGUGAACGAUUUGUAGACGGAGCACAAGCACCUAAUUUGGGGAAAACUUCGCACUAAAGACAUCUUAAAGAAACCAAUAUUGCUUUGUGGGCAAGUGUUCUUAACACCAGAUCAUUAGUCUACGUUUUAUGGGAUAUGUGCGUCAAUCUAAACAUGUUUCGUUGACAAUAACCGCGGCACCUUCUUUCUCGUUUCGCCAGAAUCAUUUUGGACUCUUCAAAGAAGAUGAACAAAAAUUGAUGUUUCAUGAGGUUUCAGACCGUCGUCACAAUAAUAAAAACUUUUUUUUUUCGCAUUAUUACUGAAAAAGUUGGAGACAAAUCGACGACUGACAAACACCCAAACAGAAAGAAUUUUAUUUAGUCAGCGGAAUUUUCCAUCUCAUUUGGGAAAAUUUUCGUUUGAGAUGUAGACAUGGCAUCGAUCGAUCAGCAUGAAAAUUAUUAAACGGAUGUGAUAGAAGUCGAGCUUAUUGUUUUCGCACAUGCCACAAAAGUUUCAGUAAAUGGUUUAUAAGAUUCUAGUUAAUAAUAAAAGCGUUUGCACGAUAGCAUUAACAGGAAA
Clunio marinus is the source of this 592-nucleotide messenger RNA. NCBI's taxonomy places the organism in Eukaryota, Metazoa, Arthropoda, Insecta, Diptera, Chironomidae. The record is from the annotation of a GenBank genome assembly.